GCAGUGCGUGAGAAGGUUCAAACCUCGGUGCUAACGAAGCCUCGUGUGCGUGACGGUUGUUGAGCGCGUUCACGUCGCGUCACAGUUCGGUGCGUGUCGGUGCUGGAGACGUAUGACGCCACCGAGCGGUUCCCGGUGGAUUUAUCCCGCAGACUCGUCCCGCUCCGCCAUGUCCGCUCCGCCGCUAGCCGUUAGCGCUGCUAGGCUAAGCUAACUCGCUGCUAACUCGUGUGAUGGUUCCCAGCUCGUAGUUUGCGGGAUCACUUGUUUGCGGGAGAUUUAUCUGUUGGUUUCCGGGAUGACUCAUUAAAACCCCGAGCUCCGCCCCGACCUCGUCCCGCGGAGCCAUGACUCUGGCCCCGAAGGAGCUGUCCAACCUGCUGAGCAUCAUCUCGGAGGAGGCUUGCACCAACACCUUCGAGAGCCUGUCCACUCACUUCCACCAUUACUUCGGCAAAGCGGAGCACUUCCGGGUGGGUUCGGUGCUGGUGAUGCUCCUGCAGCAGCCGGACCUGCUGCCCAGCUCCCCGCAGCGGCUCACCGCGCUCUACCUGCUGUGGGAGAUGUACCGCACCGAGCCGCUGGCCGCCAACCCGUUCGCCGCCGUGUUCGCUCACCUGCUGAACCCCGCACCUGCCGGGGAGGAGCCGGAGAAGCUGCUGUCCGGCUUCCUUCCGCCCAUCACGCAGCCGGAGAAGUUCUUCCUGUCGCAGCUGAUGUUGGCGCCGCCUCGGGAUCUCUUCAAGAAGACGCCCAGGCAGGUGUCCUGCAUGGACGUGGGCAACAUGCCCCAGUCCAUAGACAUCAGCGGGCUGCAGCUGGCGCUCGCAGAGCGUCAGUCGGAGCUGCCCACUCAGAGCAAGGCCAGCUUCCCCAGCAUCCUGAACGACCCGGAUCCAGACUCGUCCAACUCGGGAUUCGACAGCUCGGUGGCCAAUCAGAUCAUCGAGUCGCUGGUCACGGGGCCCCGCCCUCCACUGGAGAGUCACUUCCGCCCCGAGUUCAUCCGGCCGCCGCCGCCUCUCCACGUGUGCGAGGACGAGCUGGCGUGGCUGAACCCGACCGAGCCGGACCACAGUGUGCAGUGGGACCGCUCCAUGUGUGUGAAGAACAGCACCGGCGUGGAAAUCAAACGCAUCAUGUCCAAGGCCUUCAAGAGCCCCCUGUCGGCCCAGCAGCAGUCACAGCUGCUGGCCGAGCUGGAGAAGGACCUGAAGCUGGUCUAUCACAUCGGGUUGUCUCCGGCGAAGCUCCCCGACCUGGUGGAGAACAACCCGCUGGUGGCCAUCGAGAUGCUGCUGAAGCUGAUGCAGAGUUCUCAGAUCACAGAGUAUUUCUCCGUGCUCGUCAACAUGGACAUGUCGCUGCACUCCAUGGAGGUGGUGAACAGGUUAACCACCGCCGUGGAUCUGCCGCCAGAGUUCAUCCACCUCUACAUCUCCAACUGUAUCUCCACCUGCGAGCAGAUCAAAGACAAGUACAUGCAGAAUCGUCUGGUUCGUCUCGUCUGCGUCUUCCUUCAGUCUCUGAUCCGAAACAAGAUCAUCAACGUGCAGGACCUCUUCAUCGAGGUCCAGGCUUUCUGCAUCGAGUUCAGCCGCAUCCGCGAAGCCGCCGGACUCUUCCGCCUCCUCAAGACGCUGGACACGGGAGAAAACCCCACGGAGGCCAAACCCACCAAAUAGCGCUGCCACACAAACCUUUUAAAACGAGUUAAAGGGACAAACAUCUUCACAGAAACUGGAGCCGUCGACUCAGCUGAGAAUGAAUAUUGUAAAUAUGUAGUUUAGUUUCUUCAGCGUCUGAGCUUCACCUAAAAAUUGACGGACUCGAUUCAGCUUUUCAUUUUGUACCAGUUGCUCUGUCGUUCCUUUGGAAAAACUACUUUUCUCUUAUUAAACAGAGUUUUUGAAUUUGA
Pleuronectes platessa (European plaice) is the source of this 1918-nucleotide messenger RNA. It is a transcript of the gene cnot11, whose product is annotated as CCR4-NOT transcription complex, subunit 11. The record is from RefSeq and is a predicted model, not a curated record. NCBI's taxonomy places the organism in Eukaryota, Metazoa, Chordata, Actinopteri, Pleuronectiformes, Pleuronectidae. Bases 348 to 1685 code for a protein of 445 amino acids. Gene Ontology annotation, cellular component: CCR4-NOT complex. Gene Ontology annotation, biological process: negative regulation of translation; mRNA catabolic process. The transcript is spliced from 7 exons.